GCUAACAGGCUAGCUUACAACUUCUGUGAGGGCAUCGAGUGUUGCCUUACCACUUCGGUUCACAAAUAGCACGCAGCCGUUGACGUGCCUUAGCGUUUAGACGCGUUGUUGGUCCAAUAGUGUACAUUAACCACCAUGGGACGACGUCAGAUCUAAACUACUGGUGAGGACAUAAUGCCUGUGGAUGGUAGUGACCCUCUGCAGCCCUCUCACUGUGACACAAGAUGGUCACAGCAGAUGUCAGGCCUCCCUCACAAGCUCCUGCAGCGCUUGAUGCCUUUCCAACGGGAAGGAGUGCAAUUUGCCCUAUCCAAGAAUGGAAGAUGUAUGAUUGCUGAUGAGAUGGGUCUUGGCAAGACGGUGCAGGCUAUUGCAGUGGCAUACGCUUUCAGGAAGGAGUGGCCCCUCCUCGUGGUGGUGCCCUCAUCACUCAAAUACCCCUGGAUUGAGGAGCUGGAGCGCUGGAUCCCCGAGCUGCAGCCUGGUGACAUCAACCUGGUGGAGAACAAGAGCGACACCAUGGGUAUUAGCAGCAGCAAGGUGACCGUGCUGGGCUACGGCCUCCUCACUACUGACGCACGCACCCUGAUGGAGGCCCUCACCAGACGGGGCUUCUCAGUGGUUGUGGUGGAUGAAUCACACUACCUCAAAUCCAGGAAUGCAGCGCGAACUAAGCUUCUGGUGCCUCUCAUUCAGAGUGCCAAGCGAGCCAUCCUCCUUACUGGUACACCUGCACUGGGGUGCCCGGAGGAGCUUUUCAUGCAAAUUGAUGCGCUUUACCCCAAAAUGUUUGGAACCUGGACUGAUUACGCCAAGAAAUACUGCAAUGCUCAUUACAGGUACUUUGGACCCCGCAGGCAGUGGGAUUGUAGGGGAGCAUCUAACCUAGAGGAGCUGCACCAGCGGCUGAGCCAGAUCAUGAUCCGUCGCCUUAAGGCUCAGGUGCUUAGUCAGCUUCCCCCGAAAAUCCGCCAGCGCAUCCCGUUCGACCUUCCAAAGGAGGCCGCAAAGGAGGCCACAGCCAGCUUCUCCAAAUGGGAGAGCCUCAUGAAGGGAUGUGGGUCAGAGGUUGUUGCCACCAGCAGCAACCCCUUCACUGAGGUCAUGAGCCUGAUCACGCAGAUGUACAAGCAAACAGCAAUUGCCAAGGCUGGAGCAGUGAAGGACUACAUCAAAAUGAUGCUGGAGGCAGAGCACCUCAAAUUCCUUGUUUUUGGCCACCACCUAACCAUGCUGCAGGCCUGCACCGAAGCUGUCAUUGAGGCCAAGGCUGGUUAUAUUCGUAUCGAUGGCAGUGUCCCAUCUUCUGAGAGAAUCCAGUUAGUUCACAAGUUUCAGAAUGACCCUGACACGAGAGUGGCCAUCCUCAGCAUCCAGGCAGCCGGUCAGGGUUUGACCUUCACCGCUGCCAGCCACGUGGUGUUUGCCGAGCUCUACUGGAACCCCGGGCAGAUUAAGCAGGCUGAGGAUCGCGCCCACCGUAUUGGGCAAACGUUGUCUGUCAACGUACACUACCUCAUCGCCAAGGGUACCUUUGAUGCCGUGAUGUGGUCCAUGCUCAACAAGAAGGAAAUUGUGACAGGCAGCACUCUGAAUGGAAGGAAGGAGUACCUCAAGGCUGAGGAAGGGGACAAAGACAAGUGGGACUUCCUUAACUUCGCCAGUGCAUGGACACCUAAAAAUCUUGCCUUGGAGAGGAAUCCUGGACUUGACGCAGAUGAGGAACUGUACUUCACUCAUUUUGAAAAGGAGAAACAGCAUGAUAUUCGGAAGUUCUUCUCUCCUGACAUCAGCAAGGAAAAGAAGAGGAAACGAUCGCAAGACAAAGCAGAGUAUUUUUCCACCUCCUCAGAAACCAACAAUUCUGCAUCUUGCAGUGGAAGAAAUUCUGAGAUUAAGACAAAGAAGAAAGUAGAGUCCCACUCUCAAAUGUCCAUCACAGGCGACUGUGACUUCUCCUCACAAAAGAAAAGGAUCCGGGAGUUGCACUCCAGCCCAAGCCAAAGGUCUGACCCCGGGAGAAGGAAAAGGUUGAUGCAGGAGGCAAGCAUGCCGACCUGCUUUUCGGCCCAGAAUGUCUCAUUGGUGUCAGACGCUUCCACUGAAGCAUGGGCCUGCGGGGCGUGUACGUACUCAAAUAGUAACUUGCUGCCGUACUGCGAGAUGUGUGAAUGGCCACGCACUUCUUCAGGUCUAACAACAGAGCCCACCAGGCCACAGCUAUCUCCCUCAGCCAAGAAGGAGCAGGGGUGUCACAUCCCGUCCAGCUCUGACCAAGAACCUGAGCUCUGUUGGCAGAAAUCCCACGCCACCAAAUUGUGCCAAGGCAAACAGAGUGAGGAGGAGCAUGAGCCUGGAAAAGACAAACAGAAAGCAGGAGAUGCCGAGGGAGGGGACAAGCAGCAGCUCAAAGGCAAACAAUCAGCGGGAAAGCGAGGUGGCGGCGGCUGCGGCACUGGUGGUGGCAGCUGCGUCUUCCCUGACCGCACUCACGAACUUGAAGCACCGAAAGCGAAUGACUGUGACGACGGUGGUGAUCCUGCAUACCAGGGCCUGCAGUUCUGCGCCAGUCAACACACAGACAGAAUAUAUAUCUACGAUCAGAACGGAGCUGCGUUGAACUUGAGCUUCAUCCCCCUGGACAUCAAACUAACCAACUGGGACGACCUGCCCGUGGAUUUCAGCCGGCAUGGAGAAAAUCGAAUACAGGUGCUGCGCUUUGCUCAGGAAUGGAGUGGCCUCGCAGCCAUGAAGCAGAAGCUGCUCCGACGUAGCCGUCUCCUCUACCACAGCCCCACGCUUGGCUUGCAGCAGUUGGCCAAUGCCCAUCGACCUCACAACAGCACCAAGAGGUACCUAAGUCGGGAUGAGGUGGCCCAGGCCUCACUGAACAAGGCCCAACAGGAUGGAGGCAGCGUGCGACCGGUCGCCAAGGAGGACUUCUUCAUCAAGAGGAGGGUGACCUCGUCGCUAAAUUCAACCACCUCAGACAGCUCACGAAAGGAUGAUGGCGAGCGACCGUCACCUUUUUUCCUGCAGGCAGUGAAUCGCCAGGGUGUCCCCCUGUGUCUCUCCUGCCAGAAGGCCUGCUUGACCGCCGGCGAGGCCUGGGACACCCGAUUUUGCAGCUCAGAGUGCCAGGAGGAGUUCCGGUUGCGCUCCAGUCAGACGUACAUGCGCUCGCGGGUGCUGGAAGUGGAGCGGGGCAUCUGCCAGCACUGCGGCCUUCACGCCCACGACGUAUUUGUUAAAGUCCGUGAUGCACCGCCGUCCCGGCGCAAGGAGAUGCUCGAGCGCACUUGGCUCGCCCAGCUGUCACUCAAACAGCUGAACGAGAUGAUCCGCGCUCCAGUGGAAGGCGAUUUCUGGCAAGUGGACCACAUCCGUCCAGUCUACAGCGGAGGAGGACAGUGCUCUCUGGACAACCUGCAGACACUUUGUACCGUCUGCCACAGAGCUAGGACGGCGCAGCAGGCCAAGGAGAGGAGCCGGAUGAGGAAGAGCGCCGUAGCCAACAAGGUUGCGACAGACAUCAGCACAUUCUUCAUCAAGAAAUAACGCUCCUCGCUCACUCAGGUGCAUCGUUGAGUCCCAAAUGGCACUCACAAGCUACAUCAUGAUUUUUCUCUGUUAUUGGAAACAAAAGGCCAAACUGCUUUGUUAUCCGUACUUUUUUUUAUUUUUUUCGCAAACAGGGACAGCAACCACAUCCCCCUCUCGUCCCCGAACCAUCACAAAUGCAGGGAGAGGCGGGUUUUUUUUUUUUUUUUUUGAUUUAUUGCAGCCCCCUUUUUGCUCGAGGCCUAAAUAGAGCAGGUUGCUUCGGAGACGCGCUGCUAUUUUCAGAUUUUGCAAACUUAGCGCAACGUUGCAGGUAAGCUGGGUGAUAAAUUAAAAACGUAGCAUUCAACAAGCGGUGGCUUGUUUGUGUUGCUUUUUUGGAAGAUAGAUGACUGUCCUCUGGAAUAAAAAGCCAUUUUUUAUGCAA
Molecule: messenger RNA, 3988 nt
Organism: Hippocampus zosterae (dwarf seahorse)
Lineage: Eukaryota; Metazoa; Chordata; Actinopteri; Syngnathiformes; Syngnathidae
Gene: zranb3
Product: zinc finger, RAN-binding domain containing 3
Exons: 22
Coding region: 175-3558 (1127 amino acids)
Biological process (GO): DNA repair; replication fork processing
Cellular component (GO): nuclear replication fork
Molecular function (GO): ATP binding; ATP-dependent chromatin remodeler activity; nucleic acid binding
Source: RefSeq, a predicted model, not a curated record